AUGAAAUUGAACCUUGUUGGAGUAACAGCCACAACCAUGGCUGUUCCUUCGUUGAUGUUGACAACAACGAGAAGAAAACCUAUAUGCUUGUGUGUUUCUUCAACCACCAUCAACACAGAAGACCUCCGUUCUCAACUUGAUCAACUUCAUGCGGAAGCACACACCACAAGAACCAAAGCAAAUAGUGCUAGAUUGAGGCUAUUAAGAUUAUCAGAAUCAGCUGAGAAGCUUCAAAAACAAGCAGCUAUAAGUAUCCAGAAGGGGGAUGAAGAUUAUGCAAGGGACACGCUUCUUCAGAGGAAACAAGUGUUGCAGGCUUUGGAAAAAUCUAAAAUCCGCAUUGAGUUGCUUGACGAGCUUUCCGCAAAGCUAAGUGAGGCAAUAUCUUUGAAAGAAAGUCAGCUAAUUGGAAAUGUGACGAUGAACAUUGAAGACACAACACAAGAUGAUUCGAGUCCGGUUCGAAUCAUUGCUCCAAAGGAGGAAGUUCUAGAAGAUUCUCUCAACGAUGAUUCUGACUCUGGUAAGAUGAAGUUCAAUGAUAUCCAAGAUGUGAAAAUUUCUUUGGAAAGUCAAGAGAAUCCACUGGACGAUAAGGAGAUAGAUAAUCUUCUUAAAUCCCUUAGCACCGAUACUGGGAAUGAAAACAGCGUAUCCAGCAGCUUGUCGAAAAUAUCCUCUUACGAGGACUUCAUUGAACAUAUAGAUCAAAAGCUUAGUGAGAUUGAAAGUGAACUAGUUUCUGUUUUGAAUGUCUCGAUUUUAGUAUUGGAUAAAGAAGAGAGACCAAAGAAUUUCAGGUGGCAACAAACAACGGAACUCCUUGAGAGCAUCCAUGGCAUUAGACUGAGAAUCAGAAAUGCCAAGGAAGCAAAAGUGAGGAUCUGA
This is a messenger RNA of Lathyrus sativus (Indian pea), 888 nucleotides long. NCBI's taxonomy places the organism in Eukaryota, Viridiplantae, Streptophyta, Magnoliopsida, Fabales, Fabaceae. The record is from the annotation of a GenBank genome assembly.